Molecule: messenger RNA, 1491 nt
Organism: Ictalurus furcatus (blue catfish)
Lineage: Eukaryota; Metazoa; Chordata; Actinopteri; Siluriformes; Ictaluridae
Product: olfactory receptor 2AT4-like
Exons: 4
Coding region: 1-1431 (476 amino acids)
Biological process (GO): G protein-coupled receptor signaling pathway
Cellular component (GO): membrane
Molecular function (GO): G protein-coupled receptor activity; olfactory receptor activity
Source: RefSeq, a predicted model, not a curated record
AUGGCAACCUCUGGGCCCCCGUCUGAAGUCAACAUGGCAGCCUCAGAGCUCCAGCGUGAGACCUACGGGGAGGUCUCAGUUGUGGAGUUCCAACCCGAGGUUAACAUGGCAACCUCUGGGUCUCUGCCCGAGCCGAUUAAGCUGUUCCGAUGUCCAGCCCAGCUGAGGAGGCCGUCCUGCUGCCCUGUCCAGCCGGGGAAGCUGUCCAACGUUCCAGUGCUGCUGGGGGCGUCGUCCAGCAUUUCAGUGCUGUUGCGGUUGUCGUCCAGCGUUCCAGUGCUGCUGGGGGCGUCGUCCAGCGUUCCAGUGCUGCUGGGGGCGUCGUCCCGACUUUCAAUCCCGCUGGGGGUGGUGCUCCGCCUGUCUGCUGCCCGGCGGAGGCCGCCUCGUUUUCGUUACAGGUUUAGUUAUGUGCUCAUGGAAGAGAUGUCUAUCUAUACUGAAACACUGUACAAAAACAGCACGACCAAUAUUCCUGAAUUUGUCCUUGAAGGAUUCACAGGAAUUCCUGCUAAGUAUUAUGGAUUGGUAGGAACCUUUUUCUUCUUCAUUUAUCUGAUGCUGGCAUCUGGGAACGUUUUCAUCCUUGUAUUUGUGGCAUGUGAAAAAAGUCUUCAGAAGCCAACGUAUAUCAUCUUCUGUAAUCUUGCAAUAUCAGAUCUUGGAUUUGGAACUACAACUCUGCCAGGAAUCAUUGCUAAGUACUGGAUGUCAGAGAUCAUUUCAUUCAAUGGUUGUUUUACACAAAUGUAUUUUGUCCAUUAUUUUGGGACUUGCACCUCAUUUCUUAUGGCAUUAAUGGCCUAUGAUCGAUUUGUUGCCAUAUGUAACCCAUUGAGAUAUCCAGUUCUGAUUACACAUACCACUAUUGCGAUUCUUUGUUCAGUGCUUUGGAUAGGAAACCUCCUCAUUCUUGGUGCAAUUACUGCAUAUACCCUUAGUGUGCCUUACUGUGGCCCAAAUAUUAUACGUCACUGCUACUGUGACCAUAGUUCAGUAAGAAAUCUAGCAUGUGCAGACAUAACAGCCAUAAAAGACACUACUUUUGCCAUUGCUAUGACUGUACUGUGGGGUCCUUUAUUUUAUAUCAUAUUUUCUUAUGUGGCCAUCAUUAUUUCAGUCAUGAAAAUCUCAAAUAAAGGUGGACGCUAUAAAGCCUUUUUAACAUGUACUCCACAGCUAUUUAUUAUCUGCCUGUACUAUCUCCCCAGAACUUUUGUGUAUAUUGCAUUUAAUGUUGGAUUUCGUGUGGAAUCAAACCUCCGCAUUGCAGUGGUAAUGAUGUACAGUCUUUUCCCCUCUCUCAUCAAUCCACUCAUAUACUGCUUUAGGACCAAAGAAAUUAAGGAGACAUUAAUGAAGAAAUUAAAACAAAGACAGGUGAGGCUGUCAUCUGCCUUUACUAUCUCCCCAGAAGUUUUGUGUAGGUAACAUUUUCUUUUGGAUUUCAUUUUUAAACAAACCUCUAUAUUGCAAUGGUAAUGAUGUACA